AUGGCAACGUGGAAGGAAGGAUCCGACUGUUGCCUGUGGGAAGGUGUCACUUGCGACCCUUUCACCAGUCAUGUCGUCGGCCUCCACCUUGGUUGUGACCAAGUACUGCCCUACACCCCUUGUCGGCGGUUUCAGGGGACUGAUCUGCAUCGAAACAGCUCCCUCUUCCACUUGCGGCACCUCCGGAGCCUCGAUCUGUCCGGCAAUGACUUCAAUGGCUCCGCGAUUCCCUCAACCUUCACCCAGUUGACCAGCCUGGCUCAUCUCAACCUCUCUAGAUCGAGGUUUUCCGGUCACAUCCCACUCGGGUUCAGCCGUCUCAACAAGCUUGUCUCACUUGAUCUUUCCUAUUUCUCCCGACAACCGAUGAUCCUCGCUUCAAUCGGGAAUUUGAAGUCCUUGGACACUUUAUACCUUUCCGACUGUUCAUUGUCGGGGUCUGUCCCAGCUUCUAUAGGGAACCUCACGUCCUUGACUGGUUUCGGCCUUCCAGGCAAUUCAUUAUCCGGGAGAUUUCCUGUCAAUUAUAUUGGCUUGAAUAGUAUACAGUGGAUCGACUUGGGAGGUAACUUACUCAAUGGAACUAUCCCAUCUUGGAUGCUAGCCCUUCCAUCCUUGCAUUGGUUGGACCUCAGUUCUAACUUGUUAACAGGAGAGAUCCCUGAGUUCCAAUCGAGUUCCUUAGGAGCGAUUCUUCUACAACAAAAUCAAUUGUCUGGUCCUGUACCAAACACAAUCUUCAACCUUGUGAACGUUUCCGAGAUCCAUCUCGGUUCGAACAGAUUGAGCGGCGUCUUCCAUUUGGAUCGUAUUAAAACUCUAGAAAAUCUUCGACGUCUUAGCCUUUCACAUAAUAAUAAUAUUUCAAUACUAUUUGGUAGCACCCCACAUAAUUCUACCCGGAUUUCUUCACUUGAAUUCUUAGACCUAUCUUCUUGUAACAUUACCAGAAUCCCAAGCUUCUAUCUUGACUUCUUUCCCUCUCUCUCGUACCUUGAUCUCUCUCACAACUUUUUGACCUCCAUGACCAUCCUACCACCUCACAUGGAGAGUCUUCAAUACCUUGACCUAAGCUACAACAUGAUUGAAGGCCCACUUUCUAUCCCGUGGAGUCCUCAACUUCAAUAUUUGUUAGUGGACAAUAACAAGUUGACAGGGAGGAUGCCACAUCACAUAUGUAAUAUCACCACCCUUGACGUCAUCAACUUGUCUAACAACAGCUUGAGUGGCAGCAUACCUGAAUGCUUGGUCAACCUUACCGAUUUGACAGUCUUGCAAUUGAGGACGAACAACUUCCACGGUUCAGUUCCAUCCAUAUUUGGCAAUAUGAGCUCCUUGGAAAAUCUGGACUUGAAUGGAAACACAUUGGGAGGUCCAUUGCCGCAAAGCUUAGCAGCGUGCAAGGAGCUUCAAGUAUUGGAUGUCGGGAACAAUGAACUUAAUGGUGUUUUCCCAUUUUGGUUGUCAUCUCUUCCCGAACUGAAAGUUCUCAUCUUGCACAAUAAUAGUUUCCAUGGCACUAUCACGACUGAGAGUAUGGACAGCUUUCCCAUGUUGCGGAUAUUGGACAUCUCCAACAACUACUUCAACGGUCUUCUGCCCGCAAGCUUGUUUCACAAGUUCCGGGCCAUGAUGAUGCUGCAAGAGUCCGAGAAAGUUGGAGUAAAUUACAUUGGACGGUCAAGUACUGAUGAGUACUACUAUGUUGAUCUGAUAGUGAAAGGCCAAGAGAUGAUGAUAACAAAAAUCCUCACCAUCUUCACCACCGUGGAUUUGUCGAACAACUAUUUCCACGGCAGUAUUCCAGAGGCAAUUGGAGAGCUCAAAUCACUCAAGCACCUCAAUCUCUCACACAACAGCCUCAGUGGCCCAAUUCCGUCUUCCCUCGUGAACUUGACCGAACUCGAAGCCUUGGAUCUCUCCUCCAACCAACUUACAGGGGAGAUCCCACCGCAAUUCACAAGUCUGACUUCAUCUCUUGCAAAAUUCAACUUGUCGCAAAAUUCACUCCAGGGGCCGAUACCUCAAGGCAGUCAAAUCCAGACAUUUGAUAAUACUUCUUACAUUGGAAACGAAGGAUUGUGCGGGCUUCCGUUGUCCAAGAAGUGCGGAGGCGAUGGUCAUAAUGAUCAUGAUGAGGAUUCUGAACCAGAAUCCGAGUCCAAUGGCGGAACACUGUUUGAUUGGAAAUUCGCAGGUGCUGGGUAUGGAUGCGGGCUAGUGAUCGGAGUAUCGACCGCCUACGUUAUGUUCAUAAUCAGGAAGCCACGGUGGCUGGUGGAGAUGAUAGAUAAUUGGAUUCGGCGGCAACACCAGGCUAGACGGUGGAGGCCGGCGAUAAGAUUUUAA
Linum tenue is the source of this 2349-nucleotide messenger RNA. Lineage: Eukaryota; Viridiplantae; Streptophyta; Magnoliopsida; Malpighiales; Linaceae. The record is from the annotation of a GenBank genome assembly.